CGAGAUUGGAACCUCACCUCCUUUGAUAUAGGGCGACCGUUGGGAAAAGGCAAAUUUGGUCGUGUCUACAUGGUCCGAACGAAAUGUGAACCGCGCUACAUCCUCGCACUUAAAUGUCUGUACAAAUCCGAGAUCGUCGAGUCUAAAGUGGAGAAGCAGAUCCGUCGGGAAAUCGAGAUCCAGCAGAACCUACGUCACCCAAAUAUUUUACGACUUUAUGGAUACUUCCACGAUGAGAAGCGCAUCUUCCUUAUGCUCGAGUAUGCUGGAAAGGGUGAACUAUACAAGCAGCUGAAUAAAUGCGGAUCAUUCUCAGAGAAGCGAAGUUCGCGGUACAUUGACCAGAUGGCUGACGCGUUGUCGUAUCUACAUUCGAAACACGUCAUUCAUCGUGAUAUCAAGCCUGAGAACCUGUUACUGGGAAUUAAUGGAGAGCUGAAGAUUGGUGACUUUGGCUGGAGUGUUCAUGCUCCAGGCAACAGACGGCGAACGCUUUGUGGGACUCUUGACUAUCUUCCUCCAGAAAUGGUACUGGGAAAGGAACACAAUGAAAGGGUCGACUACUGGGCUCUUGGAGUACUCACGUAUGAAUUCCUAUGUGGUGCACCGCCAUUUGAAGACUUGAGUGGACAUUCUGCGACAUAUAAGCGAAUAGCGAAAGUGGACCUGAAGAUCCCUCCGAGAGUCUCGGUUGCUGCGAAGGACUUGAUAACCAAACUUCUUCAAUUUGAUCCCGCGAAGCGCAUGCCGUUGUCUGAAGUUUUGCAGCAUCCGUGGAUUACGAUGUACCGCAAGCGAACGAGGGGAAAAGAAUCGUCGUCGAAGGAUAAAGAAAAUGAGCCGUCUACGGAAAAGGCACCGACGGAGAAACCAUAA
Messenger RNA from Fomitiporia mediterranea MF3/22, 876 nucleotides. RefSeq names its product kinase-like protein. Gene Ontology annotation, cellular component: spindle pole centrosome; chromosome passenger complex; spindle midzone. Gene Ontology annotation, biological process: mitotic spindle organization; protein phosphorylation; regulation of cytokinesis. The annotation marks the transcript as partial. NCBI's taxonomy places the organism in Eukaryota, Fungi, Basidiomycota, Agaricomycetes, Hymenochaetales, Hymenochaetaceae. The record is from RefSeq and is a predicted model, not a curated record. The transcript is spliced from 4 exons. Gene Ontology annotation, molecular function: ATP binding; protein kinase activity.